CGCGGGGCUCUGGGCAGCCGCCACUUCCCGAGGCAGCACUGGGGAACACGGUCCGGAGUCCCGAUCUGCCGCACCCGGAGUAACGGCCUCCUCAACUGAAGAUGUCUAACAAUGGAGUUGAAACAGAAGACAAACCGCCUGCUCCUCCAAUGAGAAAUACCAGCACUAUGAUUGGAUCGGGAAGCAAAGACCCCGGGACUUUAAACCAUGGCUCAAAACCUUUGCCUCCCAACCCAGAAGAAAAGAAAAGGAAGGAUCGAUUUUACCGGUCUAUUUUACCAGGAGAUAAAACCAAUAAGAAGAAAGAGAAAGAGCGGCCGGAGAUCUCCCUCCCUUCAGACUUCGAACACACAAUUCAUGUGGGGUUUGAUGCAGUCACGGGAGAAUUCACAGGAAUGCCAGAGCAAUGGGCGCGUUUACUGCAGACUUCCAACAUCACCAAGUCAGAGCAGAAGAAGAACCCCCAAGCAGUGCUGGACGUGUUGGAGUUUUACAACUCCAAGAAGAUCUCCAACAGCCAGAAGUACAUGAGUUUCACAGAUAAAUCAGCAGAGGAUUACAAUUCAUCAAAUACAUUGAAUGUGAAAGCUGUCUCUGAGACCCCUGCAGUGCCCUCAGUGUCUGAAGAUGAAGAUGAUGAAGAUGAUGCAGCUCCACCCCCGGUGAUAGCUCCGCGACCUGAACACACAAAAUCUAUAUACACCCGCUCUGUGAUAGACCCUCUUCCUCCUCCUACCAGAGAUGUGGCCACUUCUCCUAUUACUUCUCCCUCGGAAAACAGCACAACAGCGCCCGACAUGCUGGUCAGGAACACGGAGAAACAAAAGAAAAAGCCAAAAAUGUCAGAUGAAGAGAUACUGGAAAAAUUAAGAAGUAUCGUGAGUGUGGGUGAUCCAAAAAAGAAGUAUACGAAUUUUGAGAAGAUUGGGCAAGGAGCCUCGGGUACAGUUUACACGGCAAUAGAUGUAGCUACAGGACAGGAGGUUGCAAUCAAACAGAUGAAUUUGCAGCAGCAACCCAAAAAAGAACUGAUUAUUAAUGAAAUCCUUGUGAUGAGGGAAAACAAAAACUCCAACAUUGUCAACUACUUGGACAGUUACCUUGUAGGAGAAGAGCUCUGGGUGGUCAUGGAGUAUUUGGCAGGAGGCUCCCUAACAGAUGUUGUGACAGAGACCUGCAUGGACGAGGGACAAAUCGCAGCUGUGUGCCGGGAGUGUCUCCAGGCUCUGGAAUUCCUACAUUCAAACCAAGUUAUUCACAGGGACAUCAAGAGUGACAACAUCCUGCUGGGAAUGGAUGGCUCUGUCAAACUAACUGACUUUGGCUUCUGUGCUCAAAUCACUCCUGAGCAGAGCAAGCGCAGCACCAUGGUGGGGACCCCGUACUGGAUGGCACCUGAAGUGGUGACGCGGAAGGCGUAUGGGCCCAAAGUGGAUAUCUGGUCGCUGGGGAUAAUGGCCAUCGAGAUGAUUGAAGGAGAGCCCCCCUACCUCAAUGAGAACCCCCUGAGAGCCCUGUAUCUCAUCGCUACUAAUGGGACUCCAGAACUGCAGAAUCCAGAAAAGCUGUCACCCAUAUUCCGAGACUUCUUAAAUCGCUGUCUUGAAAUGGACGUGGAGAAGAGAGGUUCUGCAAAAGAGCUGCUACAGCAUCAGUUCCUGAAAAUUGCAAAGCCUCUAUCUAGUCUCACUCCUCUGAUUAUUGCAGCUAAAGAGGCAGCCAAGAACAACCAUUAAAGUGGUGAAGUCAACACAGUCAUCGUGUCAAGACUUUUAGAUGCUCAUUUCAGAGACUGAAUUACCUGCCCCUCUCCCCUUCUGCUCCUUCUUCACAGGAGUGUUCUUAAAACUUUGACUGCCCUGAAGGGUGGCAGAGGUAUUGUUCACUGAAUGUGAAAGGGCACACAAGAGGGACAUGGCUGAUCUUACGUAGUGAACUGUCUUUCCAUCCUCGUGAUGGGGAUGGGAGGGGAAGAAUAUUUUGUAUGGUUGAGAAGAUCUUUCUGAGAAUGUCUGAACAUGACCUACACAUAGUGAAGCCAGUUUGUUUUCAUAUUUCUUAUUGUGUUUAUUUUUAAAAAUAAUGUGGAGCCUUAGACCAUGUUUAUCUUAAUAAAUUAAAUCUUUUGCUGGCUGCACUUUUCCUGCUUCUGCCAAGCUGCUAUUACACCACCAAGGCUGCUCUGUGCUUUGGAUGACUUGAGGAGGGAAGGAAGCAGGCAGCAGCAAUGUGAACAGCUGUAACAACUGAGAGGGGAACAGGGAUGUGAAGGUGUAUCUCUCUUGCAGCACUGCUGGAUGUUUCAAGGGAGCAUGGACAAAGCCUCUGUGUACUUUCUGCAGCCAUUGGAGAACUUAAUUCAUGGAUGAUCUCUUUGCCAAUUUGUGUGAAUUGGGCUCCCCCCCCACUUCCUCUUUAGUGUCAACUCAGCUAAUUACACAUCUCAGAAAUUUCUGUUUUAGAAGGUAAAUCACAGGAAAAAAAAUUGACAGAGAGCUCUUUUGAGGUUAUUUUAUUGUGCUGUGAGGUUUUUUAGAGACCCUUGCCCUGUAUGCUAAAGUGAACCGAGCAAUUACUGUUCUAAAGAUAAGAUUGGCCUGCAAAAUAUGUUGAAAACUCUUGUUUCUUAGAGCAAGUCCAAUGGGAAACAAACUCAUCAUAGAAGCUGCUUUCUUCUUGGAGAUGUGGGGACAUGAAUUUUUUUAAAACGAUGGUUUCUUUAUGCUACUGAUACCUUUGGUUGCUAAUAGUUUGUAAAAAUACCAGGAAACCUGGAACUACUAGAAGAGGGAUUGGUUGUAAACACUGGGCUUAUGUUCGACUAUGUACUGAAUUUUAAUAAAACGACUGCUGUGUUUCUUAA
Molecule: messenger RNA, 2863 nt
Organism: Manacus vitellinus (golden-collared manakin)
Lineage: Eukaryota; Metazoa; Chordata; Aves; Passeriformes; Pipridae
Gene: PAK1
Product: p21 (RAC1) activated kinase 1
Exons: 15
Coding region: 102-1736 (544 amino acids)
Biological process (GO): protein phosphorylation; regulation of axonogenesis; regulation of actin cytoskeleton organization
Cellular component (GO): cytoplasm
Molecular function (GO): protein serine/threonine kinase activity; ATP binding
Source: RefSeq, a predicted model, not a curated record